Molecule: messenger RNA, 2040 nt
Organism: Anoplophora glabripennis (Asian longhorned beetle)
Lineage: Eukaryota; Metazoa; Arthropoda; Insecta; Coleoptera; Cerambycidae
Product: histidine decarboxylase
Exons: 12
Coding region: 1-2001 (666 amino acids)
Biological process (GO): L-histidine catabolic process; histamine biosynthetic process
Molecular function (GO): pyridoxal phosphate binding; histidine decarboxylase activity
Source: RefSeq, a predicted model, not a curated record
AUGGAUGGCAAAGAAUUUAGAUUGAAAGGAAAAGAAGUGGUCGAUUACAUUGUAGACUACCUAGAAAAUAUACGAGACAGACGAGUAUUCCCUGACAAAAAACCAGGAUUCAUCAAAGACCAGAUUCCAGAUUCCGCUCCCAUAGAAGGCGAAAAAUGGUGCGACAUUUUCAAAGAUAUGGAGUCUGUCAUUAUGCCAGGAGUGACACAUUGGCAAAGUCCUCAUAUGCACGCUUACUUUCCAGCCCUGAACAGCUACCCCUCCAUGUUAGGUGAAAUGUUAACCAACGCUAUCAAUUGUUUAGGAUUUACUUGGGCUUCUAGUCCAGCAUGUACGGAGUUAGAAAUGGUUGUGAUGAAUUGGUUAGGGAAAAUGAUUGGUCUUCCAGAAGAAUUUCUUCAUAGAAAAGGAGGAAGUGGUGGGGGAGUUAUACAGACAACUGCAAGCGAGUGUACUCUCAUAAGUCUGCUCGCCGGAAGAUACGUAGCUAUCAAAAUGUACACAGAUUUAUUUCCCGAGGCUACUAAACAUGAGAUCAAUGGAAAAUUAGUAGCGUAUUGUUCCGACCAGGCCCAUUCCAGCGUAGAAAAAGCGGCUCUUAUAGGUUUAGUCACACUUAAGUACAUCGAGACCGAUGACAAUUUGUCGAUGAGAGGCCAGAAGUUGCUGGAAGCAGUGAAAGAAGAUAGAGACAACGGACUAAUCCCUUUCUGGGUUUGCGCUACUUUGGGAACCACCGGAUCUUGUUCAUUUGACAACCUAGAAGAAAUCACAGAAAUCUGCUACAACGAGUUUCUCUGGUGCCAUGUGGACGCAGCCUAUGCUGGAAGCGCCUUCAUUUGUCCCGAGUUCAGGAGUUGGUUGAAGGGCAUUCACAAGGCAGAUUCCAUUGCCUUCAACCCUUCCAAAUGGCUCAUGGUCCACUUUGAUUGCACUGCAAUGUGGGUUAGGAAUAGCGCUGCUCUUCAUGGAGCCUUCAACGUGAACCCUCUUUAUCUAACUCAUGAGUAUUCUGGUCUAGCUAUUGAUUAUAUGCAUUGGCAAAUCCCUUUAAGCAAGAGGUUUCGCUCUUUGAAAUUGUGGUUUGUCAUAAGGAAUUAUGGAAUCACUGGUCUACAGGAGCACAUCAGGAAGGGAGUAUACCUAGCGGAAAAAUUCGAAUCACUCAUCAGGAGAGAUCACCGCUUUGAGAUAUCCGCUAAGAGAUACCUGGGCCUUGUAGUAUUUCGCUUAGUAGGAGACAAUGUUAUUACGGAAACUCUUUUCAAGAAGUUGAAUUCUAGAGGAAGGAUCCACUGCGUUCCUGCUAGCCUGAAGGGCAAAUACGUCAUACGCUUCACUGUCACUUCUCCAAGAACCACGCUGGAUGACAUCGUUACAGACUGGAAGGAAAUAGUCAGGGUUACAGAUGAACUACAACAUGAACGGGAUCAACUAUAUUCUAGAGUUAAAGUGCCAUUGGGAGAAACUAGAGAAAAGAACGAGAACUUUGGAUCAAGUCUUUUGCUCUCCAACUCACCUAUGUCGCCAAAAAUUGUCAAUGGUUCAUUUGCUGCUAUUUACGAUCAAGGAGAUGUGCUUGCUGACUUUUACAGGACCAUAAAACUAAGAAAAGAUGCUCAAGAUAGUCCAGCAAUGCGCCGAAGAAUUAGAGGUAUCUUAAUGUCUGGAAAACAGUUUUCUCUCGAUUCUAGACUGGACUUGUUUCACGGAAUCGAGCCUGUUUCUGUUAUUCGAACUGGUAACGAUAAAAGUCACAAUUUGCCAGUUCUUGAAGACUCUAAUGAAAAUGAGGAUAAAAGUAGUUCCCCUUCAGAGAAUAACCAGGACUUCCAUAGUCCAAGUGAGGAUAUCUUGGAUACUCCACAGCGCCACACUCGCUCUAAGUCUAUGGACCACGAAAUUAAUUCGACUACAAUCAAAAACUGCAUCGAGGUGAAACCGAUCUGCUCCAAAUGUGGUCAUAGCGUAAACGGCCAUCAGUCUAGAAAUGAAAAUUAGAAAUUACCAUGUAUAAUUAAUAACUGUAUAACAAUUAGU